CGUGUAAUAGAUCGAUGGAUCGAGAUAGAGACAGACAAAUUAUUAGCUAGUACAGUAGAAUCAUUCAUUGGGUCUGAAGCAAACUGACUAGCCCCACGAAUCCGAUUCCUUCGAUCGGUAACCAUGCAACAAACGUGCGUAACGGUUACUCGAGCUAGCAUCAAUCUGAUCUAUAUAUUUUUCUGUCCCCGUCCGUAUAGAUAUAAGAUGGCACUUGCUUGUUGCACCAAGCUCACGCGCAACGUCGACGCCGAUCGAUCGGUAGGUCCUGCAGCGCGCGGCGGUUACUUGCACUGGCCUACCGCCUACCACCGCACCACCACCACCACCAACCGGCCGCAGCUAGCCGACACCAACAUCGCCGACAGCUCCCUCCCAGCAGCAGCCUCCUCUUCUUCUAUAGCUCCAUCAUCCAUCGGCUCAUCGUCGAUCAUCUUCUUCAUUCGUCUCAAUAUAUAUAUUCUCUGAUCGAUCGAUCGAUCAGGUCUCCAUCCCUCGAUCAGCUCUAGCUAGCUACCUUCUUGCUCGAUCGAUCCAUGAUCACCGCAGCCGGCCACCGCGAGGCAACAAAAAUCUAGCCGCCGGUCGGCGAUCGACAGGCCGCCCGCCGGCCGCGACGACGAUGGACUACGUGGUCGCCCGGAUGCAAGCAACAGGCCACACUAGUCCUUACAAUGCCGCCGUGCCGCCUGUUGCUCACUCCAUCGCCAUCGCCGCCGACCACCGUCCUCCACCAGUGUCGCAGAGGACGCGGGGCAGUGCGAUGAUGCAACGGCAGCGGCGUGAGGCACUUGAGCAGGAGGUGUCGGAGCUGAAGCAGCAGCUGUCCAACGAGGAGACGGUGCACCAGAUCCUGGAGCGCGCCCUGCAGCAGCCCAGCUCUCUCCGAUCCUCCUCCAUGGCCCUCACCAACAUCCCCGCCUUCAUCCCCACCAAGGCCAAGGAGCUGCUGGCGGAGCUGCUGCUGGUGGAGGAUGAGAUCGCCAGGCUGGAGGGCCAGAUCCAGAGGAUGAAGCAGGGAGCAGGAGCAGGAGCACGAGGAGGAGGCAACAGCGGCGCAAUGGCUGCCAUGCAGCAGCAGCCGCCGUCCGUGGCGGAGCACUGCAAGUCCAUGUUCUUCAUCAGCCAGGCCAUGGACGGCGAGGCGUACCUCAGCAAGGUGAAGAAGAGCCCCAAUCCCAAUCCCAAUCCCCAUCCCAAAGACGACGACAGGAGAGCCGCCAUGAACAGCAUGAGAAGCCCCAAGAACAACAUCUUCUUCGGUGGUGCGGCCGGCUUGCCGCCGAGGCAUUCCCUUGACAACAAGCAAUCGUCAGCAGAUGGGCAUGUGCAGGUGGUGGACAAGAGCACGAACAUCAACAAGCCGCCGGGCAGCAAGAUCGCCGCCGUCCUCCAGCACCAGCACCAGCACCACAACCAUGAGCUUCCCAUCACCAAGCAGAUCAGCCCCACGGUGAUCGCUGCUGCAAAGAGAGUGAGAGACCAGCCGCAGGCGCAGCCGCCCAACAAGCUGUCGGAGCGGAUCGUCAAAUGCCUGGUCUGCAUCUUCAUGCGGCUGCUCAGGUCGUCCCGGGUGUCCGAGAUGGAAAAGUCCGGCAACCUCGCCGCCAAGGGGGGCAGCUUCAGGAUGGACACGGGGCUCGUCAACGCAGCGGCCAACAAGGAGAAGCAGGAGAGGGGCCAGCAGGACCAUUACGGCAUCUUUGGCGUCCAGGACGCCAUCGUCAGGGACAUCGGCCCUUACAAGAACCUCGUCAGGUUCACCUCCACCUCUCUGGACCUCCUCAGGGGAUUCUCGGCGUCGCCGCUGCUGACGAAGCUGAGGGAGAUGCUGGAGGCGCUGCAGCAGGUGGAUGUGCGGUCCCUCAAUCACCAACAGAGGCUGGCCUUCUGGCUCAACAUCUACAACACCUGCAUCAUGCACGUACGUCUGUCUGUCUGUCUGUCUGUCUCCUUCAACUUCAAUUCAUCUGCACUGCAGAUCAAUGGGAUUCUGCAGCAUGGUUUGCCCUCAAACUCGGACAAGUUACUCGCACUCAAGAACAAGGCAACAAUCAACGUGUCAGGGCAAACCUUUAAUGCGUUGGUGAUUGAGAAUUUUAUCCUGAGGCAGCCAUCAAGUGUCAAAGAAGAAUUCUGGAAAUGCGACGUGGACGUGGAAGAACAGGCGGUGAGGGAGGUCUAUGGGCUCAAGACUUCAGAACCCAACAUUCUGUUUGCACUCUGCUGUGGCAUCAGAUCAUCGCCGGCACUCCGGAUCUACAAAGCGGAUCGUGUGGUGAUGGAUCUGGAGAAGGCAAAGCUGGAGUACCUGCAGGCGUCGCUGGUGGUGACGUCGACGAGGAGGCUGAUGAUCCCAAGCCUCGUCCACUCCAACAUGCAUGACUUUGCCAAGGACAUGGAGUCGCUGCUUCGAUGGAUCUGCGAGCAGCUGCCCACGUCCUGGUCCCUCAGGAAAUCCAUGCUGGACUGCCUCAACUUCAGCAGCACUACUAAUGUGAUGAUGAUGAUGACGACGAUGGAGGAGCUACCGGUGGAUGUCAUUCCCUUGGACUACGAGUUUCAGUACCUGCUGCUGCCCAUGUGAUGUGAUGUGAUGUGAUGUGAUGGAUGUCAUCAACUACUGAUCGUGCUACAUCUAAGUUAUUAAGUGAUACAUAGUACAUGAUACAUACAUGCAUGCAUGCAGAUCGAGUUGAUCGUGCACUCCACUCUAGUACUAUUCUUUACAUGUCGAUCGUCUGUCUGAUUAGGAAUCGAACAAGUAAUUUUUUGAAAGGUUGCUGGUGAUACAGCAUAUGUGUAAAAUUCUGAUGGCUGUAUGGUGAACUUUCCCUUACUUAUAGGAAAAACAAAAAACACGGCAAACUUGGUGUGUGCCAGUA
Molecule: messenger RNA, 2885 nt
Organism: Sorghum bicolor (sorghum)
Lineage: Eukaryota; Viridiplantae; Streptophyta; Magnoliopsida; Poales; Poaceae
Exons: 6
Coding region: 623-2587 (654 amino acids)
Source: RefSeq, a predicted model, not a curated record